Eurytemora carolleeae is the source of this 1625-nucleotide messenger RNA. Its product is annotated as protein amalgam. Gene Ontology annotation, biological process: cell-cell adhesion. Bases 279 to 1598 code for a protein of 439 amino acids. NCBI's taxonomy places the organism in Eukaryota, Metazoa, Arthropoda, Copepoda, Calanoida, Temoridae. The record is from RefSeq and is a predicted model, not a curated record. Gene Ontology annotation, cellular component: cell-cell junction. The transcript has 10 exons. Gene Ontology annotation, molecular function: cell adhesion molecule binding.
CCGGCGGCCUUGCCCUUCUCCCUUCGACCUCUUUGACCCGGCCCGGAAACUCGAACCAGCCUCACUACCGGAGGACGGAUCCACAAUCUCUGGUUGAGGAUCAAACCUCGGGAAACCAAAUCUCAUGGUUUCAGCGUCAAAUAUGGUCUGUCGCAGUUCUACUAGCCACCAGUACGGUAGAUUGUAAACCAAUUGUAUACAUUAGAACCAUUGUUUACAAUUUGAUCCAUUGCUUACAUUAGAACCUCCAUUGUUUACAGUCUCAGCAGUACAUUAGCAUGAUCGUUAUAGCUGUCAUAGUCACAAUUGCAGUUCAGAUUAGUAGUGGGCUAAAAGAACCGGUUUUAAACACAAAAGGAAAGCUGUACCAGGGGAGACUAGGAGAUUCAAUCAAACUAGAGUGUUCUGUUAGUUUUCUUGGGAGAAAUGUUUUAUUAUGGAAACAAGGGCCCAGGGUGUUAACAGCUGGAGGAAUGAAGGUCCGAAGGGAUCCUAGACUAGAGCUGAAAGGAACUGAUCUUGUAAUAAAGAAUCUUGAGCUUGAGGACAGGGGAGAGUAUGAUUGUGAGGUUGAAAGUGAUAGAGAGGUUCCAGUCUCUAUCCGUCAUAGCCUUGAUAUACUUCAUCCUCCAACAGCUUUUCCAGAACCCAAUUCAGGAGGACUGAUUGUAAAAGAGGGUACGUUGGUGACCCUAAAAUGUGGAGUAACUGGUAACCCUAUACCAACUGUAACUUGGAUAAAGGACGGGGAGCUGCUGCAGGAGGGACAAAGUAUCACUGUGUACAAUAUAAACCGGUUCCAUGCUGGAGAGUACAAGUGUACAGCUGAUAAUGGUAUAGGAGAACCAGACAGUGCAAUAAUAAAUAUGGAUGUACUCUAUCCACCUGUAGUAGAAUCAGAAUAUCCCAGGGUACUUGGAGGAGUUGGCAGAAAGGUUGAGCUCUCAUGUAAAGUUCUUGCUCAACCAGAACCAGAGAUCAAAUGGUUUAAGAACACGAACCAGGAGAUUAAACCUGAACCAGGGGUCAGGAGUUUCAGGAGUAAUCAAACCCAUCAUGUUCUAACGUUUCAUCAUAUGCAUGAAAUAGACUUUGGAGAUUACUUGUGUGAAGCAGCAAACAGUCUUGGAUCAGGCAAAACACAUAUACAUAUAUCAGGUAUACCAGAGCAGCCCAAGUUUGGCUCCAAGGUGGAGAGGAUAGAUGAAGGAGCAUACUCUGUAUCCUGGAGGGUUCAAACAUACAGACCUAUCUCAGAACAUACUCUAUAUAUCAAACAUGUUCAGAAGAAUUUUGAAAGUGAGUGGAAACCGCUACGAAUACAAACUUCACACAAGAAUUCAGAGGAAUUUUAUACCUUCACACUAACUAACCUCAUAGAAGAUGAAAUGUACCAGAUUGAAGUAGAAUCCACGAAUAUUUUUGGAACAAGUCAACGCAGCGAACCCUUUACAUUGUAUACCCACAGUGCAGAAUUUUACUCGACGCAGAAACCACAAAGUUAUUUCUCCUUCUUCCAAACAAGCUCUGCGGUUCAAGAACACACAACAAUAUUUAAUCUUUUUUGUACAUUGGUUUUAGUGAUUUUAUUCAAGUAAAAUAGGAAUAAAAUAUUUAAACAGUUA